GCCUCCUUUCUCUCUUGCUCGUCAACAUUUGUCUCGUAAUUGUGCUUUAGGCAUCACAGACGAUAUAAAACAUGGCUACCAAUUUUCGCACCGAAUGUUAAAGUCCUCAAAAUGUUUGAAUAUAUAGGCCAUUGUCAUAAUUUGUGACACCUAAAUGGAAAUUUUAUUAUGGUGUUUUUUAUUCAGAUAAUGGAUUUUAAUUUGAUUGCUACUUCUGCACCGUUUCCUUGCAGCAAGACUCGGCGAACGUCCAUACCACUCUCCAGGGAUUCGACGAAACGGAGAAAGCAAUGUGUCAACCAUGGACGGUAUAAAUCUACCCGGCUCAUGACACCGCACUCAGAUGAAAGUGAAGAAGAAACCAAUAAUUGCGUCAACUGUGAUGCGCAAAGGUCUACAAAUAACAAACACAGCCGUCAGGUAGAAAACACAAACAGAAAGAGUUCAGAUGGCAAUAUGGCGUUCCCUGCCCUCUCUGUGAUGGGUGGCGGGGGACAGGUUGUCAGAUCCCGAAGUAAAGUCAGCAUCAAUGAACCCGAUGACGAACAACGAAGCCCAUACCGAAACAGCAUCAACUUAAAAAACAAGGAAACGGUCAUUCUCAAUGUUGGUGGACAAAUUUUCGAAACAUAUAAACAAACACUUAGCAGAUUAAAAUCGUGUAAGCUGGCCAGUGAAUCAGAACUUCGAAGAUAUUAUCGUGAAAGCAAGGACGACUACUUUUUCGACAGGGAUCCGCAGUUAUUCAGUGUUGUGUUGAAUUAUUUACGGACAAAUGAACUUCAUCUGCCAACGUAUCUUUGUGGCCCAGCAGUCCAGAGGGAAUUUGACUACUGGGGGAUCGAGGAAGAGGACAUAGAACGAUGCUGUUGGCAGCCCUACAACACGUGGAAAACUCAAAACAAGUCUUUGGAGAAGUUGGAGUACGAUCGAAAAAGAUCCAUGACUCAGCAGCAUUUAGAGAAAGACAGGAACAGCCCACAUUUCUGGACCCGAUGUAAAGCUGUAGUGUGGAACUUCCUUCAAAACCCAAAUACCUCACUAGGUGCUAAGAUAUAUGCGUGGAUUUCCAUCAUUUUUGUCUUCCUUUCUAUUUUCUCAUUCUGCGCGGAAACGCAUCCAUUAUUUCGGAUUUCAAAACAUACAGAUUUCCUCAAGGACUAUGAAACUCUAUACGAUCUCUUCACAUUUUCCAACAUUCACGAAGCCCGAAACCACACGGUCAUCCAAUCGAACACAACCACCGCCGAUCCCGUGGUUCCGAAAAAUGACACAGUAGUUCAUCCGGCGCUCAUUAUCAUGGACCUUGUUUGUGUGUCGUUUUUUACGGUGGAAUUUUUAACCCGAUUCAUUUUUUGUCCCCGGAAGUGCCAAUUUAUUACCGCCUUACAAAACAUAAUCGAUUUCGUUGCUAUACUUCCAGAUUAUAUCGAAUUUUUCUUAAAGCUUUCCAAUCCACAAGGAAAUGACUGGCCUUUCAUGGACUUCAUUUUUAUUUUACGCAUGUUAAGGUUAUGUCGUAUAUUUAGACUCAUCCGCCAUGUUCCUGGACUAUGGAUAUUACUUUAUACUCUAAAGGCUAGUUUUAAUGAACUCCUCCUUAUGUUUGUCUUUCUGCUGAUCGGGAUGGUCAUCUUUGCCUCCUUGAUACAUUUUGCGGAACCGGACAGUGGCUACGACAACAUUCCAAUAGGUUUCUGGUGGAGUGUCAUUACUAUGACAACUGUGGGUUACGGUGAUAUGAACCCUGCAACAGCUCCUGGCUACGUCAUCGGAAGUCUCUGCGCAAUAUCCGGUUUAUUGAUGAUCGCUUUCACUGUCCCAAUUAUUGUUAGUAACUUUGUUCUGUACUACACUCAUGUCCAGUACGGUUGUAUUCGCCAUGGACGAGAUAAAUCUAAGUUACUGGAAAUCACGAGCGAUGAGGAGGAAGAAGAUGAAAAAGACGAAAGUUUGAAGGACAUUUGCUGUCAGGUGGAUGAGGUGAAGCAGACGAAAGAGGAUGAAAAGGAAGAUAAACAGUCUGAAUUAACUGAGAAUGGUCAUUCUCGAGGAACAGAUGGCAACUGCAAUAACCUUGGAUGAAAUGUAUAAAUACCAUGAAUAUGAUUUAGUUUGAUCAACUUACCUUUUCAAUUGUUUGUUCAAUUGUUAAUAGACCUUCUACAUGCAAUGUAUUGUCAUAUUUUGAACGUUUAUCUGUAACGUAGUUUUAAAUAAGUUUUGCAUUUAUAUUAGAUUCAGGAAAUUUUUCCAUGAGAAUUGAGCACAUUUCAAAUUGAAUGAUAGAAACAACUUCUUUAUUUUAAAAUUAUAAGUCAUGGUUCAUGUAUACUCAUGUUCACAUUCCCAAUAUACACAGAUUUAAGAUCCACUCCCGCUCUUCCGUGUACAGUGGGGACGGAUUCAAAAUCUAUGGCUUUUAUUAUGAUGGCACUUUUCUUGAAAAAGUUAUACAUUUCUUGAUUUCACGUCAGAUAGUGUAAAAUUCUUUUUAUAUCACAUAUUUGACACAUUGUUUCAUUUAAAUCAUUCCAAGUGUCUACAUUCAUACAACAAUGUUUCCUAUUUUCAUUUUUAUGCAUAUUUUACUCUACCUUCAGGGGCAUUAUGAAAUAAAGCAGGUUUUAGAGCGAUAUUAAAGAUGCAGUAUUGUAUCUUACUAAGAAAUACUAUCUUUGAUGAUAAUUAAGGUAUCGAUAUAUCCCUUAAAUAAUAUCGAUUGGUCGAUAUAUCAAAUUAUAUAGAAUAUAAGUCACAUAUCUUUUAAUUCAAGAAAAAAAAAAUAAAACAGACCUUUGAGAAAAUUUUGUAAUAUCUGGUCUGACUCCAAUAUUAGAAAUGAGUCUAUAGCUUUAAUAGUGUGGCUAGACGGACAUUUUCAGUCCGUGUGAUCUCCGGACUAAUGAUGCAUUUUGCAAAAUAAAUCCGCAUCUGCAUGAUCUUUGAAAAUUUACAUGUAUUUAAUAAUUUUAAAUCCAUAUAAUAAUGCAUCGAUACUCAAAAAGAAAAAAAAUCGAUAUUGUAUCAUUUACAGUGUAUAUAUCAAUAUCUAUACUUAUAAGGUAUUGAUGGCAUUGAAAAUAUCUGCAAUAAAUGUUAUAUACCGUAGUUGUAGGAAAGUUUUGAAAAUAAAAUAUAUAGUUACAUGUAGUUGCAGAAAAUUAGGGGGGAAAUUGGAGACAUUUCGUCCUUGUUCUUUAAGUUGGACGCGUAUUAUAUAAGGCAGAGUGCUUGGCUGGAUGACCGAUUUUAUUGAACGUAUUAUGAAAAUAUUUCCUACUCAUUUCCGCCGAAAUAUGGCUUAAAGAUUGCCGACUCGGCGUUAAACAAUAUUUAAUCAAUCAGUCAUACAAAAACCCAAAACACUAUAGUUAUAAAGAGACGUGUAAUGCUGCUUCUUUUGCAUAGUUAUUUAUAUUUUAUAGAAUGAUUUAUUUUUAUAUCUCCGAACAGUGUAAUUUUUAUGCCCUUAUAAAAUUUGGACAAAGCUAUUAAACAUUUAAAUCAAAUAAAAAUUGUAAAUAUGUGGUAUGAUAGGGGCAUUUGAUCCACAAACAUCUGAAAUAAACUUGCAUAUAAAGCGAAAAAACCUUGCUAAUUAAUAACUUUUCGAAAAAUAUAUUUUGGUGUGUAUUCUAAUUUACAACUUGAAAUGGUGGGACUUUCCGAAAAAUAUGUUUUGAUGUUUAUCUGGCAACAUGAUAAGUGAUAAUAAGGUGCGAGAUUUGUCUGUAACAAAAAACAUAUUUUGUAAUUUCACAAACAGCACAUGUUUAAAGUUUGUAAUAAAGUGAAGUUCCGCACAAGGACGAAAGGUAAAUAUCACAUUUAACUAAAUAUGGUAUAUUUAUGUAACUUUUUAGUGUAAGUUAUAUGAAUAUAUACGAAGAAAGAAAAUUUCGUACUUAUUUGCAUUUUGGGGGGGGGGGGCGUAGAA
Saccostrea echinata is the source of this 3940-nucleotide messenger RNA. RefSeq names its product potassium voltage-gated channel subfamily C member 3-like. Lineage: Eukaryota; Metazoa; Mollusca; Bivalvia; Ostreida; Ostreidae. Gene Ontology annotation, molecular function: voltage-gated potassium channel activity; protein binding. The record is from RefSeq and is a predicted model, not a curated record. The transcript has 3 exons. Gene Ontology annotation, cellular component: voltage-gated potassium channel complex; membrane. Gene Ontology annotation, biological process: potassium ion transmembrane transport; protein homooligomerization. Bases 169 to 2085 code for a protein of 638 amino acids.